UGGCUAGACUAUGUCAAACAAUAACACACCUACCUAUCAUCAAUCAAAUCCAUCUCAUGUAAGACCUUCCGUAGAACAACAGACUCGAGCUUCUUCUCAACCAAGGUAUGAUACAAUGAAUGCUGUUGCUGCUGCUGCUGUUGCUGCUGUUGCUACUACACCUUCCCAAUCCUCUCCACAAUCAACACAAGCUUCUCCUCCAACAUAUCCACAUGCUUAUCCAGCCAUGCCAAAUUUAGUAUUAACGCCUGGGAACACCACGUAUUCACCACAAGUGCGAACUGAAGAACCUGCUGAAGAGCCAUUAUAUGUGAAUGCAAAACAAUACCAUCGUAUCCUUAAACGUAGGCUUGCUCGUGCUAAAUUGGAAGAAAUAAGUCGCGUGGCUAGAGCAAGAAAGCCAUAUCUUCAUGAAAGUCGUCACCGUCAUGCUAUGCGUAGACCGCGUGGUCCUGGUGGUCGAUUCUUGACUGCUGCAGAAGUUGCUGAAUUAGAAAAGGCUGGUAAAUUAGCUGAACAAUCAAAAUCGAACCAACAGGACAAUGAACAACAGCAGCAACAAAGUACAAUACCACAACCACACAUGAAUUGGCAGCCCAACAUAAUGAAUCCACAAACUCAACAAGGAUAUUACGAACAAUCAUAAUCAUACACACACAUACACACACCUAAGCUUGAUAGAGUAGUAUCUUCUUUUUUUUUUAGACAAUAAAAACAAUGCAAAAAUAGAUAUAAUUUUUGUUUCUUCAAAGCAAAAUUGCG
Molecule: messenger RNA, 762 nt
Organism: Gilbertella persicaria
Lineage: Eukaryota; Fungi; Mucoromycota; Mucoromycetes; Mucorales; Choanephoraceae
Product: CCAAT-binding transcription factor (CBF-B/NF-YA) subunit B-domain-containing protein
Exons: 4
Coding region: 11-646 (211 amino acids)
Biological process (GO): regulation of transcription by RNA polymerase II
Cellular component (GO): CCAAT-binding factor complex
Molecular function (GO): DNA-binding transcription factor activity, RNA polymerase II-specific; RNA polymerase II cis-regulatory region sequence-specific DNA binding
Source: RefSeq, a predicted model, not a curated record